This is a messenger RNA of Linum trigynum, 573 nucleotides long. The record is from the annotation of a GenBank genome assembly. Lineage: Eukaryota; Viridiplantae; Streptophyta; Magnoliopsida; Malpighiales; Linaceae.
AUGUCCCAGCCAUCCAGGGCUGUCGUUCUCUUCUGCAAGCUGAACCGGAUUGACUUUGUGGAGAUCAAAGUAGACUUGUCUAAGCGUCAGCAUUUGUCUCCUGAAUUUACAGAGAUAAACCCUAUGCAGCUAGUGCCUGCUAUAGUUGAUGGAAGAUUCAAGCUAUUUGUGAAUCACGCAAUCCUCAUCUAUCUAGCUUGCGUAUUUCCGGGAGUUGCUGAUCACUGGUAUCCAGCUGAUCUUUUCAAGAGAGCUAAGAUUCAAUCAGUGCUUGACUGGCAUCACACCAGCCUGCGCCGCGGAGCAGUUAUGUUUGUUCUAAACAAGGCGUUGGGACCUGCACUUGGACGACCCUUGAAUCUAGAACUAGCAGCAGAAGGUGAGAAGAUUUUAACUGCAUCCUUGUCAAAGUUGGAGUCUUUCUGGCUCAAGGGCAGUGGGAAAUUCUUGCUCGGCGGGAAUCAACCUUCUAUAGCAGAUAUCAGCCUCGUAUGCGAACUAAUGCAAUUGGAGGUUAUGGAUGACAUUGACCGAAACCGAGUUCUCAGCCCUCAUAAGAAGUCAAGGAUGUGA